CAUAAAAUAUCUAAACUGUAUGAAUAUUUUUAACUGCCCAGUAAUAAAAUUAUCUAAGUCAUCAUCUAAUCUAAACUGUUUACUUUUCAUUUCAGAGUCAGAAUCCAGAUCCAAGUGAGGAAAACUGAUUUUAGUCAUUUUAAAUUUGGGUCAUACAGAAAAAAAUGUCAGACAUAAAUCUUACUAUAAUGGAAGAAUUUAUCCUCCUGGGAUUUUCUGAAUAUCCCAAUGUCCAAGUAUUUCUUUUUGUUACUUUUUUGGUCAUCUACAUAAAUAUAUUAUUAGGUAAUGGUCUCAUUAUCAUAAUCACAAAUUUAGAAGCAGCUCUUCAAACACCUAUGUAUUACUUCCUUGGAAACUUCUCCUUUGUGGAAAUUUGUUACACAUCAGUUACCCUCCCCAGAAUGCUUGUGAAUCUUUGGAGUCAGAAAGGAAAUAUUUCUCUACUGUCAUGUGCUGUACAACUUUGUUUCUUUCUUAUUUUGGCAGCUGUAGAGAGCUUCCUCCUUGCUGUGAUGGCUUAUGACCGCUAUGUUGCCAUUUGUAAGCCACUCUACUAUCCUAUAAUCAUGAAUCAUAAGAUGUGUAUGAAAAUGGUUGUGGGCUCCUGGGUCAGUGGGAUUCCAGUCAUGAUCAUGCAAACAUACCAGGUUUUCUCUGUGCCUUUUUGUGGUUCUAACAAACUCAAUCAUAUUUUCUGUGACAUGCCCCCCUUAUUGAAGUUGGCAUGUGGAGACAUCUCUGGGGAUGAAUUCUUUCUUUUUGUUGAUUGUUUCCUGUUUGGUUUGAUUCCUUUUCUGAUGAUACUCAUGUCUUACAUUAGAAUCCUCAGCACUAUCCUGAAGCUCCCAUCUACCACUGGCAGAUCCAAAGCCUUCUCUACUUGUUCCUCUCAUGUUAUGGUUGUUUGCUUAUUCUAUGGUUCUGGUUCAAUUGCAUAUUUUCAGUCUGAGUCCAGUUCUUCAGGCAGUAGAGAUAAGAUCUUCUCUGUAUUCUACACCAUCGUGACACCAAUGAUUAAUCCUAUGAUUUAUAGUCUGAGGAAUAAGGAUUUUAUUGCAGCAAUGAAAAAAUUAUUUCCUAAAUGGGGAGGAUAA
Monodelphis domestica (gray short-tailed opossum) is the source of this 1097-nucleotide messenger RNA. Its product is annotated as olfactory receptor 10AG1-like. NCBI's taxonomy places the organism in Eukaryota, Metazoa, Chordata, Mammalia, Didelphimorphia, Didelphidae. Gene Ontology annotation, biological process: G protein-coupled receptor signaling pathway. Gene Ontology annotation, molecular function: olfactory receptor activity; G protein-coupled receptor activity. The record is from RefSeq and is a predicted model, not a curated record. Gene Ontology annotation, cellular component: membrane.